Messenger RNA from Cryphonectria parasitica EP155, 1188 nucleotides. RefSeq lists its product as uncharacterized. The transcript has a single exon. The record is from RefSeq and is a predicted model, not a curated record. Bases 1 to 1188 code for a protein of 395 amino acids. NCBI's taxonomy places the organism in Eukaryota, Fungi, Ascomycota, Sordariomycetes, Diaporthales, Cryphonectriaceae.
AUGUCUCUCUCUGACAUGCCCACCCGAUCCGAGGAGAUCUACAGCCUCAAGAAGGCCAUCCUCAGGUUCAAUUCUCCUUCUUCUGUCAAGGUCCAAGUUUCUGAGGACGUCAAAGUCACUUCUCCCCACUACAUUCAGAGCCCCCAUCGUCAGGCCUCCUCCAACAUCGCCGCCCUUUGGGACAACGAGACUUCCGAGUUCGACCAGAGGGGCUGGGCCGGCUCCAUGGCCUACCAUUCACUUAACAACGUAAACACCGAGGACUACCAGAAAAAGUCAGGUAGUCGUCCCAACGUCAAGCCCUGCGGUGGUUCGGGCAGCAAGCACGCAGCCUCCAAGGCCCGCUUCAAGAGACAGAAAACUGGGCACCGCAUCAAACUUCACGACGACUGCGACGAGAACCGUCUCCCAGUUGAGAAUCAGCACCUGCCCAUCCGGCGCGAGAAAAUGAAGCGAUCUGUUUCUGAUGUCAACCUCACCCUGUCUCCUAUCGCCUUCAAAAAGCAGCGUCUGGACAGCAACGUCAUAUCUCACGAGUCUCUGGACGGUCAUUGCUCAGUCAGCCCUACUGCUACUGAUGCUGCUCAGAACGACAAGUCCACCACUAUCACCAGCGGCGAGAACAAGAACGAGAACAACGGCGACAAGACUUUCACCUUCGAGUUUACCUUCAAGCCUACCCAGUUCGACAACACCGUCCGCCCCAAGGACGUCAACUUCAACCCCGAGGACAUGUGGGACAAGGAUUUCCGGCUCGAGCGCUACCCCCGUCUCCAGCUCGACAAGCCUCUUCAGUACACCUGGACCACCGACGCCGACCGCAACCCCAAGACCGGCCAGUGGGACCACUUCUACCCCUGCCACUGCUACCCCGUCGCCCCCGAGGACGACAUCAAGAAAACUCUCUUCCUGAACGACAAGAAGCCCAACAUCCGCUGGGCCGGUGAGUGGGCCAAAGCUCAGCUGCGCCGCGAGAUCGCCAAGUACGAGGCCGUCAAGGAGUUCUGGCUGUUCGAGUACGCCGACCUGGCUGGUCGCGCUUUCAUGCCGGGCCUGGACAGCAAGUACCAGUUCAUUGCUACUCACUUCACUGAGGAGAUGGACAGCCCUUGGGUCCAGGCCUGGCUGGGUCAGCUGAUUGGCCACGAGGAGGUCCACAAGAUCUUGCAGGCCAUGUACUACGAGUGA